Messenger RNA from Onthophagus taurus, 600 nucleotides. RefSeq names its product proteasome maturation protein (gene Pomp). Gene Ontology annotation, cellular component: cytoplasm; nucleus. Gene Ontology annotation, biological process: proteasome assembly. NCBI's taxonomy places the organism in Eukaryota, Metazoa, Arthropoda, Insecta, Coleoptera, Scarabaeidae. The record is from RefSeq and is a predicted model, not a curated record.
AACUUAGCUUUAUUGAGCUGUCAUUUAGUUGUCAAAAAUCUGACAAAGCGGUUUUUGAAACAACUUAAUUUCUUGAAUUUAUAUAAUUAUUUCAAUACAAGCAUCAAAAUGAGUUUUGGAUUACCUUCUCUUAAAGUAAAACCGGAAUUACCAUCUGGAUUGGGUAUAGAUCAAGGGGCAUAUGAAGUACCUAAUUUAAUGUCAACUGGAUUCGCAUCGGUAAAAUCUAAUUUGGAGGUGCCCCAUCCGUUAAUUUCAUCAGAACGUGGUUAUGCUAAAAAUCGUGAAAUGAUGAAUUUAACUAUGAUGAGAAACACUCAAGGUUUGCAUGCUCCGCUUCGUUACACAAUGGAAUGUCAAGCUGCGAAAAAAAUCGGUCAUUUACCGUUUUUACCGUCGUCUAAUAUAAUGUUGGAUGUUUUAACUGGGAAUGAUAUAGAAAUUGGGCCUCAAGAUAUCUUUGGAACGCCGGAAUUCAGGGAAAUUGUUGGACAACCUCAUGCUGUUGUUGAAAAAUCUUUAGGAAUACUUUAAACAUUUAUUUCUUGCUAAUAUUUAAUGAAAUAAAUUUUUUUUAUAUUAUAAUUUCAUUUAUUCUUA